Messenger RNA from Anopheles gambiae (African malaria mosquito), 5853 nucleotides. Its product is annotated as phosphoribosyl pyrophosphate synthase-associated protein 2. Gene Ontology annotation, biological process: purine nucleotide biosynthetic process; 5-phosphoribose 1-diphosphate biosynthetic process. The record is from RefSeq and is a predicted model, not a curated record. The transcript has 4 exons. Lineage: Eukaryota; Metazoa; Arthropoda; Insecta; Diptera; Culicidae. Gene Ontology annotation, cellular component: cytoplasm; ribose phosphate diphosphokinase complex. The coding region runs from base 3842 to 4972 and encodes 376 amino acids. Gene Ontology annotation, molecular function: ribose phosphate diphosphokinase activity; magnesium ion binding.
UGCGCCGGCCUGCCGCGAGAUGUCACAAUAGGAGUCGAAAGAAAAGCAAGAAGAAGAAGAAGAUGGUAUCUUUGUAUCGGUAUCGGUAGGGGCGAAAGCGACAGUGCGACAACUGUGGCUGCCGCUGGUUCCGUGUGAGCACGCUGUAAUCCAUCCGUGCGCGUGUGCCCUUUCCGUUCGGUUCUGCGUGUGCUGCCCUGUCAAAGAAUACCAAUUUCAGUCUCCCAUUUUCAAACCCACGGAAACGUAAUUCCUUACCAACGGUGGGGGUAGGGGUGGGGGUGGUGCUGGUGCUGGUGGUAGUAGUAGUAGCAGUAGUGUGUGUAUGUGUGUGUGUGUAAAUGUUUAGUGUGAUAUAGUGCUACAAUAGUUUCCAGUAAAAAGGUUUUUGUGCUGUGCUGUCUCCCGUACACACUCUUCACUCGCUCUAUGUCUCUCCCGUUCUCCUGUGUAAACCCUCCUUCCCUCCUCCCAUGGAUACGCAAAUCUAUUUCUUUAAAUUAUUCUUGUAUGUAGCGGUCGAGCGAAAUACGCACGCCGGGGAGUAGGGAGAGGAUGAACGCAAAGCGCAUCGUGGUGCGACUCGCGACACACACACACACGCACACACGCACACACGCAAGGGUAAAUUUUCUUCGUUUCAAUUAGCACACGCAACCCAGUCCCCGGUUGUCCGCGCCGCUCCAGGCAGCUUGCGAUACGAACGCAUCAGCGCACCAAUACACCCGGGAUCGAGAUCGCGGCUGCUUGUUGGUGGUGUGGCAUAUCUUUUACUUUCGAACAAAGCUGAACCCCAGCACCAUCCAUCGGCUGACCGACCUGCUGGGCAAAUGCUGUGCAGUCGUUGAUUUACCGUCCAGGGUGUGUGUGUGUGUAUCUGUCUAUUGGUUCGUUCACCAAUUUCAAUUGGUGCUGGCCGUGUGUGUACCUCAACUUCAACACCAACCAAAUCCAAUAUCAAUUCAUUCUCGUCGCCUUUGUCACGCUCUCUGUCUCUCUCGCUCUGGCUCAGCUUUACUCGCGCUCUAAUUUAUUUCAACGUUUUCGCUCUCCUUCGCUCCGUCUCCUUGUGCCACCUGUGUUUGAUAAAAAAAAAAAAACACACAUCCAGACAUUUUGCAUUUUGUGCACCACCAUUCGCAAAGAAGGCCGAGCGUGUGUGUGUGUGUGUGUAUAUGUGCGUUUGGAUACGGAUUCCUUCUGCAAGAACCUGGCCGGAUAUCGUACCCCGUUUUAGUAGUGCCGAGCACGCGGCACAGAGUGACAAUUGUGCAACAAAUCCGGUGCGUUAAACCGGCCCUCUACUUGUGUGUGUGUGUAUGUGUGCGUGGCGGUCUGUCUCAGCUUGUUCGUAUUUGUGUACGUGUGUAUAUGUAUGUGUGUACGUGCGUAUGAAGCGUGAUGGGGGUGGAAACUGGAAUUAAAAUUUUGGCCGAAAAAAAAAUAAAUAAAAUAACAAUCAUCCCAUUUUCCCAUUUUCCAAGGGGGAAUACUAUUCUAGUACAGUGGAACCCCAACAUAACGAGUUCAAUCCGUUCCAGUGGCUCAAUCGUUAUGCGGGAGACUCUUGUCGAUAUAAUGUGGUUGAAAAGUAAAAUAAUUGGCUACAGGACCGCAUCUGUGCCGGUACGAAAGCAUAUGUGCGUGUCUGACCAAAAUGGAAAACAUCUUUGAGAUAGCUAAUACAAUUUCGAAGAUAUGAGUGAUUUCACUAUUUCUUUGUCAUUAUUAAUUGGGUUUUGCGUGUAAGAGCGACUCCUUCGCCCGGUUGAUGCUUGCGAACAAAGGAGAAAAACUUUUCAAGCUACGCGCUUGCAAUGCUUCAAAAUAACAAUGAUACACGAUAUUGUCUGGCAAGAGUUAGCUAUCAUAAACUGUUGGAAUUUCAUGCUAGUCUUUUUGUUUUGUUCCUAAAUAAGCUAGUAGCAUCAGAAUUGCAAAUUGGUUUGUGAUUUCCGACAUAAGAUUUCACCAACUGCAUUGGCAUCCAAUCUAGCACCGGAUCAUGCGUUAACCAAAUCUUAGUAUCGAAACGCAAAAAAAAAAAAACACUCGUCUGUGUACUACUGAUGUGCUCUUUGGAUUGCACCCACGACUCCGAUCCGACUCAGGCUAUUGUUAGUUCGAUUCCGACUCCGCUAAAAUCCGAACCUUUAGUUCGGCGCGGUGUCGGAGUCGUUCGGAGUCGUUCAGAGUCGUUCGGAGUCGGAGUCAUUUGGAGUUCGAGUUGCCCGGAGUCGUCCGGAGUCGUUCAGAGUUGUCCGGAGUCGGCCGUAGUCGACCAUAGUCGGAGUCAUUUGGAGUCGUCCAUAGUCGAUCGGAGUCGACCGGCAUUGAAAUCGGUCGGAGCCAACAUGAGCCGUCCGCUUUGAUGUGCUUGUGAUCAGUCAUUUUAUUUCGUUGUCCGACUCCAAUUCCGCGCGAAACUAGUGUUUUGGAUUUUGCUAGAGUCAUAAUCGGAUUAACAAUAGCCGGAGCCGGAUCGGAGUCAUGGGUACGCUCCAAAGAGCGCAUCACCAAUCCAAACGCUAGAAACACUCCUCAAUGUACUACACACUUGUCCACAACUACACGACACUUUUCCUCCUGGCAAUAGUUUUAUAUUAAAUAAAACUUAGUAGCGAAACUCUUGUUUACUUGAGAGAUUAUUAGAACAACAUUAAUGCUCACUGUUAACCGAUCGUGAUCAUGAUUUCACAUCGGCACCGCAAUAUUUGUCAGGAACCCAAAUUAAUGAUGUAUUGCUCGUAAAGCGAGAUUUUACUCGUUAUGAGAGGUAUUGAUGGAGCAUUUGAAUUUGCUCGCUAUGCGAAAAACUCACUAUACGGGGUACUCGUUAUUAGGGGUUUCACUGUAUUUGCAUCUUCAUUCAUCAUUGUUGUCUGGGUAGCAUGUGCUCGAUAUGUUUGUGAUGUUAAGUGAAGCUCCUGACAUCAAUUUUGUUUUUUUCUUCUCUGUAUCUCUUUUUCCUUGUAUCUCUCGGUGUACAACUUCCUUUGCACUUCACUGUCUGCCAUAUAAACCCACAUAUGUAAACACUCACACAUAAUACACCAUGCCACCUCCACCAGAAAACUGAAAAAAAACGCAAUCUUUAAACUUCACAUGUCGCACCCACCCGCCCGCCCCGCCCGUUGUUGUAUUGUGGACUGUUUUUUGUGCUGUAAAAAGAAAACACACGUGUAUUUACAUUCUCUUUUCUCUUUCCUUUAUUUUCCCUAUUUUUUCUUCAACCCCCUUUCCGUCUCCAUCCCCUCUACCCCGUAUUCAUUCCCUUUCCAUUUGCAGGUGUUGAAAGGUGUUAUUGAACACAACAACAAAAAUUAUUCACAGAAGCAGCAGCAUCAAUCCCAAAAAAAUCCAAAUCUAACGGAAGAAAAAAAACGAAAACGUUGCACAAAACGGCACGUGUGAGAGAUUUUUUGUGUUGUAUAGUACUCGUUCUACGUUCGUUUGUUUCCGAUUUGAAUAGUUUUGAGUUUGCUGUUUUGGUUGUCUGUAAAAAAAAACAAAAAAAAAACAAAUAAAACAAUAUCUCCAAUCCGUAUCACGCCCAUGCGCCCGAGUUUUGCCUUUAAAACAGGGUUUAAGGGUACAUAAAACGGGUAGUGGAACAAGUAGAACGAAAAAACAACCCAUCCCGCCUCCCAAUUCUACCACCACCCACUAUCCGGUUUUAUUCCCCGUAAGACAUAUUUUCGGCCACGGCCCGGGGGUAACCUUCCCACAAGGGGGAGAAAAAAACACACACACCCCGUCACAGUCUCUCGGCGUCCAAGCAGUGUUGUCGUAAAACAACAACAUCAACACACCCCUAAAACGCAAAGCAAGUUCUCUAAAGAUGCUUCUCAGCCGAAAUAAACUCGGAAGCAUACGUCCGGCGAAGCACCUGAAGCUCGACAGCAUGGACGCACCGGCAACGUCCGAUAUCGUCAUCAUCAAUGGGAAUUCUCAUCCGGAUCUGGCGAACCUGAUUGCAAAUCGGCUCGGUGUGGCGAACGGUGGAUGCGCGGUUUAUCACAAAACGAAUCGCGAAACGAUGGUCGAGAUAGGCGAUUCCGUGCGCGGUAAAGACAUCUACAUCAUACAGACCGGCACAAAAGAUGUGAACAACAACAUCAUGGAGCUGCUGAUCAUGGCGUACGCGUGCAAAACCUCCUCGGCAAAAUCGAUCGUCGGCGUGAUCCCGUACCUGCCGUACUCGAAGCAGUGUAAGAUGCGCAAACGGGGCUGCAUCGUCUCAAAGCUGCUGGCGAAGAUGAUGUGCACCUCCGGCCUGUCCCACAUCAUCACGAUGGAUCUGCACCAGAAGGAAAUACAGGGCUUCUUCGACUGUCCGGUGGACAAUCUGCGCGCCUCUCCGUUUCUGCUGCAGUACAUCCAGGAAAGCAUCCCCGACUACCGCAACUCGGUGAUCGUGGCCCGCAAUCCGGGCUCGGCAAAGAAGGCCACCUCGUACGCGGAACGGUUGCGCCUCGGCAUCGCCGUGAUACACGGCGAGCAGAAGGAAUCGGAAGCGGACGAAGUCGACGGGCGCAACUCGCCGCCGACGCUGCCGAAAUCGCGCACGAUGGACGUGUCCGGCGGGGUGCCGAUCCACCCGGCGAAGGAGAAGCCGCCGAUCAACGUGGUGGGCGACGUGGGCGGCCGGAUCGCGAUCAUGGUGGACGACCUGAUCGACGACGUGCAGUCGUUCGUGGCGGCGGCCGAGGUGCUGAAGGACCGGGGUGCGUACAAAAUCUACGUGCUCGCGACGCACGGCCUGCUCAGCCAGGAUGCGCCCCGCCUGAUCGAGGAUUCCGCCAUCGACGUGGUGGUGGUGACGAACACGAUACCGCACGAAAUCCAGAAGAUGCAGUGCCACAAGAUUAAAACGAUCGAUAUCAGUAUUCUGCUGGCGGAAGCGAUCAGGCGCAUACACAACAAGGAGUCGAUGUCAUAUCUGUUCAAGAACGUCACACUGGAGGACUAGGGCGUGAGGCGGCGCGUUUGUUUCGUGCUAACGAUUUGGCCUACACCACACAUCAACACAGCAGCACACGCGUGCUUUACUAUUUUUUUCCCUCCUGCAAAUUUACUUGGUGCUUUUGGUAAAAUCGCAUUUUACACACCCACACUUACAUUCAGGCAUGAAAUAAACAACCAAAAACCAAACAAAAAAUAAGUUGUAUCCGGCGGCCCUGCACUGGAACAGUUUUUGGGAAGAAAGGUACGCUAACAAGGCACGAACAGCAGGGACCAAACCACAACCAACCUUUCACGCAACGAAGAUAGGCAUACAUGUUCUCAAAACGACCCUUUCGAUUUUAAUCCAUAAUUUUACUUACUUUGUUUUUAUCGUGAAAUGUUUCAUGUUCUGUAAACGGCUAGUUCCAUUGUUUCUAUUUGUACUAUCGUUUUAUCCUCUCCCCUUACCACUUUGCUUCCUUCACACACAGAGACUAAGAAAAGAAGAAUAAAAAAAAACAUAAAUAUGAUACUUUAGUCAAUAUAUAGUGUAGCGUUAGAGAAAGUAAGGAUGUUGCUCGAUGCAACGAUCUGUGAGCAAACAAACAAACAAACAAAAAUCUGAAACCCUGAAUGCUAAAACGUACUCUACAGGAAACAAAGAUUGUGCAGGCAAAACAAACAUUAAGAAAGCAUGUUCAACAGAGCAAAACAGCUAAAGAAAGAUCGCACAGCCUCGAUGCGAAGCUUUCAGCUAUUUUGUAGUUGUUGUUUCUAAUUGUGGUCUGGUUUAAGGAAAAAAGCGGCAAAAACACGAUGAGUAUGAGGGAGGACUGGAUGAGGAUCUGGAUCAAUAAAGUACACAAUGAUUUUUGGAAUUUUAUUCCUUACACCGUUAGAUAAUAA